Messenger RNA from Talaromyces proteolyticus, 1116 nucleotides. RefSeq names its product putative D-arabinitol dehydrogenase ArbD. The record is from RefSeq and is a predicted model, not a curated record. NCBI's taxonomy places the organism in Eukaryota, Fungi, Ascomycota, Eurotiomycetes, Eurotiales, Trichocomaceae. Gene Ontology annotation, molecular function: oxidoreductase activity, acting on NAD(P)H, oxygen as acceptor. Gene Ontology annotation, cellular component: intracellular anatomical structure. Bases 1 to 1116 code for a protein of 371 amino acids. The transcript is spliced from 3 exons.
AUGGCCAGCUUCUUCAAGCCCGCCGCUGCUCGCCAGGCGCUCCGCGCCGCCAGCCAGGUCGCUCGCCCAGCUGUCCGACCUGUCCGACCUUCCCUCACAAUCAACACCCGGGCGCUGUCCACCACCGCCCGCCUGCAGAAAGACGAGGACCCCAAGAAACGCUUAACAACAGAUACUCCCCAGGGCGCCUCUGGGGCCCACGAAGGUGCUUUUGCUCGUACCGAUGACAGCGUGGUUAUCGAGUAUCCCGCCGACGAGGAGAUGCCUCGCUCCCCGGUCGUUCAGGGCCGCGGUGGCAUGCAUUUCAAGCGCACCCUAGCCUCGUUCUCGCUCGAGAACAGGGUCAGUGUCGUGACUGGAGGUGCUCGUGGCCUCGGUCUUGUCAUGGGCCAGGCAUUGGUGGCUUCUGGCUCUGACCUGGCCAUUGUCGAUUUGAACAAGGAGGAGGCUGAGGACCAGGCUAAGAAGCUUGUCGCUCAAUUCAAAGAGGAGAAUCCCGGCCUGGAAGAGCUUCCUAGAGUUACCGCGCACUACGCCGACGUGUCCGACCCCGACUCGGUCAACAAUGUGCUCGCCGAUAUCAUCGCACAACAUGGCAAAAUCGACCACCUGGUCACCUCGGCUGGAUUCACCGAAAACUUCGACGCCAUCUCCUACCCAUACGACCGCAUCAAGAAGCUGUGGGGAGUCAAUGUGGACGGAACCUAUCUUUUCGCCACCGGCAUUGCCAAGCACUUGAUGGAGCGCAAUGCUCCUGGAAGCAUUGUCAUGAUCGGCAGCAUGUCUGGCGCCAUCGUCAAUGUUCCCCAGCCCCAGGCCCCGUACAACGCCGCCAAGGCCGCAGUCCGGCACUUGGCCGCUUCGCUCGCUGUCGAGUGGGCGGGCGCCAACAUCCGCGUCAACUGCAUUAGCCCGGGUUACAUGCUGACUGCCCUGACGAAGAAGAUCUUAGACGAGAACCCCGAAUUGAACAAGAAGUGGACGUCGCUCAUCCCUCAAGGCAAGAUGGGCACGCCAGAAGACCUGAUGGGUGCCGUCACUUUCCUGCUCAGUGACGCAUCGCGUUAUAUCACCGGUGCCGAUCUCCGCGUUGACGGUGGAUACACUGUCACCUAA